AUGCAGGCCUGGCAGCAGGCCUUGGCAGUGCAGGCCUGCGCAGCAGGCCCACAGCGCAGGCCGGGCAGCGCAGGCCUGGCAGCGCAGUGGCCUCAGCGCAGGCUCCAUCCUGCAGGCUCUGGCGAAGCCCAGGGCCGGGCCACAGCAGCAGGUCUUGGCAGCAGCGGCCUAGGGGCAGCAGCAGGCCUGGCAGCAGCAGGUCCUGGCAGCAGCAGGCCUGGCAGCAGCGAAGCCUGGCAGCAGCAGGCCUGGCAGCGCAGGGCCUGGCAGCAGCAGGUCCAGGGCAGCAGCAGGCCUGGGCAGCAGCAGUGGCCUGCAAGCAGCAGCAGACCCCACAGCAGCAGGCCUAGCAGCAGCAGGCCUGGCAGCAGCAGGCCCAGCACAGGCCUGGCAGCGCAGCAGCAGUGGCCGGCAGCAGCAGGCCUGGGCAGCGCAGGCCUGGGCAGCGCAGGCCUGAGCAGCAGCAGGCCUGAGCAGGCGCAGGCUGGCAGCAGCAGCCAACGGCAGGAAAAGAGCACUGGCAGGCAGCAAGGCCUGGCAGCGCAGGCCUGGCAGCAGCAGGCUCCGGCAGCGCAGGCCUGGCAGCGCAGGUCCAAGCAGUGCAGUGUCCUGGGGCAGCGCAGGCCUGGCAGCAGCAGGCCUGGCAGCAGCAGGACCUGGCAGCAGGCUAUGCAGGUCUGGCAGCGCAGGUCUGGCAGCGCAGGCCUGGCACCCAGGCCUGGCAGCGGCAGGCCUGGGCAGCGCAGUGUGGCCCGGCAGCGCAGGCCUGGCAGCGCAGGCCUGGCAGCAGCAGGCCUAGAGCAGCAGCAGCAGGCCUGGCAGCGCAGGCCCGAGCAGUGCAGGCUCCGGCAGUGCAGGCCUGGCAGCAGUGGUAACAGGCAGUAUAUCUGGCAGCAGCAGGCCUUUGCAGCGCAGGCCUGGCAGCGCAGGCCUGGCAGCAGCAGGCCUUGGAGCAGCAGUGGCCCGGGGUCAGCAGCAGGCCUGGCAGGCAGCAGGUGGCAGCGUGCGGGGCAGCAGCAUGCAGCACAGCGCAGCAAUGCAGGCCUGGGUCAGCAGCAGGCCUUGCAGCAGCAGGCCAAAAGUGCAGGCCUGGGCAGCAGCAGGCCUGGCAGUGCAGGCCUCAGACAGCAGCAGGGUCUGGCAGUGCAGGCCUGUGCAGUCAGAAACAGGCCUGGCAGUGCAGGCCUGAGAGCAGUCAGCAGGCUGCAGCAGCAGGCCCGGCAGCGCAGGCCUGGCAGCAGUCGCAGGCCAUGGCAGUGCAGCAGAGGUCGGCAGCGCAGGCCUGGCAGCGCAGGCCUGGCAGCAGCAGGCCUCCAUAGCAGGGGCCUGGCAUGCAGCAGGCCUGGCAGCAGCAGGCCCGGUAAAGCGCAGGCCUGGCAGCAGCAGGCCUGGCAGCGCAGGCCUGCGCAGCAGCAGGCCCAAGUAUUGGCAGCGCAGGCCUGGCAGCGCAGGCCUGGCAGCAGUAGGCCUGGCAGCAGCAGGCCUGGCAGCGCAGGCCUGGUGGCAGUUAGCAAAGAGGCCUGGCAGCAGCAACGCCUGCAGCGCAGGCCUGGCAGCAGCAGAGCCUGGCAAGUAGCAGCAGGCCUGGCAGUGCAGGCCUGGCAGCGCAGGCCUGGCAGCAGCAGGCCUGGCAGCAGCGGCCUGGGCAGCAGCAGGUCCUGGCGCGCAGGCCUGGCAGCGCAGGCCUGGGCAUGCAGGCCUGGCAGCCCAGGCCUGGCAGCAGCAGGCCUGGCAGAAACGCAGGGUCUGGCAGCGCAGCUCUGGCAGCAGCAGGUCCUGGCAGCGCAGGCCUGGCAGCAGCAGGCCCGGAGCAGGCCUGGCAGCGCGGUGGCAGCAGCAGGCCUAGCAGCGCAGGCCUGGCAGCGGGAGGUGGCACAGCAGGCCUGGCAGCAGCAGGCCUGGCAGCAGCAGGCCUGCAGCAGCGCAGGGCCUGGCAGCAGCAGGCCUGGCAGCAGGCCCACACAGGCGUGGCAGCGCAGGCCUGGCAGCGCACACUACGGGCUGGCAGCGCAGGCCUGGCAGGUCCAGCAGCAGUGGCUGGCAGUGCAGGCCGCAGCAGCAGGCCCGGCAGCAGCAGGCCUGAGCAGAAGCAGGCCUGGCAGUGCAGGUGGCAGCAGCAGGCCUGGCAGCGCAGGCCUGGCAGCGCAGGCUGGCAGCGCAGUCCGGCAGGCCAGGGCCUAG
Coregonus clupeaformis (lake whitefish) is the source of this 2181-nucleotide messenger RNA. Its product is annotated as spidroin-1-like. Lineage: Eukaryota; Metazoa; Chordata; Actinopteri; Salmoniformes; Salmonidae. The record is from RefSeq and is a predicted model, not a curated record. The coding region runs from base 1 to 2181 and encodes 726 amino acids. The transcript has 4 exons.